CCUCACCCCCAUUCAAAUGACCAGAUGCAUCAGUCUUAGAGAGUGAAAGCUCCCUGACUAGGCUGUGGAUCCGCUCUCCCUCUCCAGCCAGACAGGGCUGGGAUGGGAUUUUUACCUGCAAGGAAGUCAUGGACAUCUUCCUCUGGAUACUUUUCUUCCUACCAAUCUCAAAGGCUGGGAAACCCCUUGAAGAAAUAAAGUUGUUUGGAGAACUGGAAGGAUCCAUUGACAUCAAGUGUCCAUUGGAGAACCCCCAACAGAGGUAUUAUCUCUGUCGAGAGAAGGACAGAUGGUGCGUCACAGUAGUGUCAAGUUCACCAUAUGUGGCAAAGGAGUAUAAGGACAGAGUCUCACUGAUGCCUUUCCCAGAGGAUAAGGUAUUCAUCGUAGAGCUAAGGAAUCUGAAAGAAGAGGACAAUGGAAAUUAUGCCUGUGGAACAGGCUUCAAAACAGACAAAGGGAAGACCCAGAAAGUAAUUCUCACAGUCAAUACUGAAUACAACCCAUUCUGGGAUACUGGCUACUUUGAAGCCCUUCCACCUCCCUGGUUGUGGAUCCCCACUGAAGCUUCUUCCUCUUUGUCCACCACUCAAGCAACGAGCACUUCAGCGCCAAGGCCAACCCAACCUAGGCAAACCGAGCCACCCUUGGGCCCUUCUUCCACCAGCUCUGUACUGACUCAUAGAACUACCUUAGCAGCAACAACACCCUCCCCGACCUCCUCAUCCUCUGUGACCUCAAAAACUCUACACCUCGACAGACUGUCCAGGCUCUUUACUGUCAGUAAUUCUCAUCACAUCAGACUACGGGGUGAAAGUGCUUCCUACUUUGGAUCAUCUGUGAAGAAGGAUGGGGGAUUUCACAACUUGAUCCUUGUCACUCUGGGCAUUUUCUUCAUGAUGUUUCUAGGCAUGGUGUUGGGAAGAUUAUUGCAGAAGAAGAGAGCGCUUUCCAAGAGGAUCAACAGACUAGCUAUGAGGAUGAGUGCUUUGGAGGCCUCCCAGAGAACUCAUUCCCAGCUGCACCACUCCAGCCAAAGACCUCCCCGGCCUGUUUCUAAUAGACUCCGUUCUCAACACAACAUCUACAGUGCCUGCCCACGACAAGUUCAAAGACCCACCCAGAAUGGUGAGCAAACAUCUGCCAGCAGCCCCAGCAUUACAGAGCCUUCAGCCCCUCCCCAGGUGUCUAAUAUGGAGCAGCUCCAAGCACCGGUUCCUGUGAUGAAUGAAUACAUGAGCACCUAUCACCUGUGUCUUGCUGAAGCAGAAGAAUCUGAUUCACAUGACUACAUCAAUGUUUCCUGUUUGACUCAGCCGCCCAACUGCUCGCCAGGUCUAGGUUUCUAUGCCAACCAGGCUUGCCGCUGAGCUAUUCAGAACUGACUCUGCUCUACUCCUGGCAUAUAGCACAUGCCCACCCCAGCUGUUUCCCCAGAUGCUCUCUCUUCCCUGAACACAGCCCAUUCACACCCCAUUCACACCCCAUUCAUACUUCUCCUAUUCUUCUCCUAUUCAACUGUGAAAGUCACUUUGCUUCCAUGGAGGUUGGCAGUUAAUAAACAUUUAUUAAUGCUA
Messenger RNA from Antechinus flavipes (yellow-footed antechinus), 1577 nucleotides. It is a transcript of the gene FCMR, whose product is annotated as Fc mu receptor. NCBI's taxonomy places the organism in Eukaryota, Metazoa, Chordata, Mammalia, Dasyuromorphia, Dasyuridae. The record is from RefSeq and is a predicted model, not a curated record. Gene Ontology annotation, molecular function: transmembrane signaling receptor activity. Gene Ontology annotation, cellular component: plasma membrane.